This is a messenger RNA of Cannabis sativa, 2937 nucleotides long. RefSeq lists its product as uncharacterized. The coding region runs from base 463 to 2184 and encodes 573 amino acids. NCBI's taxonomy places the organism in Eukaryota, Viridiplantae, Streptophyta, Magnoliopsida, Rosales, Cannabaceae. The record is from RefSeq and is a predicted model, not a curated record. The transcript has 7 exons.
CUAAUUUAUACAAAUUAAUUCCACUAUUACUCAUUUGUACCCAAAAUACCCCUCAAAUUUAAUUUUCCUAUUCUUUCUCUCUCUUUCCGUCUUUCCCUCUUUCACUCUCUCUUUCUCUCUCUGUCGUUUGCUAUUCCCUCUCUUUCCCUCUCUCGUUCUCUCUCUGUCGUUUACUUCUUUCGAACGUUACUCCACGACGACGACCCAACGACCCAACGACCCAACAACGCAGUCCACGACCACGACCCCAGUCCGGCCACCCACGACCCUGACCCUGACCCAACCCUCACGCAGUUCACACUAUUCUCGUUCUCUCUUUCUCUCUUUCUCUGCCUAUUGCUCUCGACAUUGUAACCCAACCCACCCACACCCACGGCCGACAUUGGAACCCAACCAAUUUUCAGAGGUCGUAGCCACCAAAACCAGAACAGAGGUCGUCCCCAAAACCACGAACAGUCAAAGAUGGCUCCCAGACUCAUUAUUCCAGCACCCGAGCAUUUCACUGGCCGCGUCACAUAUAGGGGCACUGGAAUUUUUGCAAAAAUUAAAGCUCGGUUUGAGGAGUUCAACCUUAAUAACACGGCGAAGGAAAGCCGUUUCGGGAGCUUCUGGAAUGCCGUACCACUGACAUUCUCCUCGGUGUUAUUUCACCAGCUGAUGCUCCACAAAAUGAAAGUGGAUGCUCAGGAGGAGUUGAGGAUGAGGUUUUAUGUUGGUCGGAAGGAGGUCCGAUUCGGGGUGCUGGAGUUUGCACUCAUUACGGGUUUGGACUUCUCCUCGGGGCCAACAGAAGAGGAGAAGGCUGCGCAGGUCGCGCGCUCGGGGUCAGACCGAUUGAUCAACAAAUAUUUCAACCGGUCUGAUAGUGUGAAGACAGAAGCACUCCAACUUCAGUUCACAAACUGCCAGAACCCGGAAGACUUGUACAAGCUCGGCUUGUGCUUGUUUGUGGAGUCAGUGCUUCUGGGCCGCGAGGCCAACGCGCUGAUCACGCCUCACAUACUUAGAUAUGUGGAAGACCUCGAGUUCUUCUUCCGGAUUCCUUGGGGGAAGCACUCAUUCGCCAGACUCAUGCACUCGCUUCAGAAAGACAUGUUGAAACAGAAGGCCAACUACGAGAAGAAGCUGAGUUCGGAUGUUCAGCACGAGUGCAAAUACACAGCAUAUGGCUUCGCACCUGCAGUCCAAUAUUGGGCGUACGAGGCCAUUUUGGAGGUUGGCAAGAGGUAUGGCACGAACCACGGGAUUCGGUUCCCCAGGAUGCUUAGCUGGACGAGCAAAGGCGAUAUUGGGAAGAAAGACGUCAGCGCAUUAUUUUCUAGACGGAAUCUGGAAGUGGUGAAGGGGCUACUUCCACGGACAGAGGAGGAGGCAUUUGUGAGGACAAUAUCUUACGAUGGUGUGGAGAACCUGGUUGAUGAUGUUGUGGAUGACACAGAGGCUGAGGCAGGUAGUCAGGUACCAGAGACUCAGGUCCCAGACACUCAGGAAAGAGACACUCAGGCCACUGGUUCAGAACCUCAGCCCAGUGCACCAUCUUCAUCAGGCGUUCGGGGUGCCGAGUACACUGAUUUAGUGGCUCGGUUGGAUAGGAUCGAGGGUGACACUCAGGGUCUGUAUGCUGCUCAUGUCGAGCUGAAGAAGGCAUACGAGACCAGCCAUGUAGAGCUGAAGGGUGGUCAGAACGUAAUUAUGGAGCAGCUCAGACACAUAUUGGCCAUGUUGAAUCGUCCGCCAACGACAGCUUCAGCACCGGAGGCCCCAGCAGAUCCAUCUACCCCACCACCAGCUGCUUCACCCCCAGUAGAAGAGGAUGAGGUCUUCCCCGACGAUUAUGAUCCUUAUGAGGGAGCUCCAGCGACUCCGAUCGAGGCACAACCUCUUAUCCAUGUACAUGACACCGAGUCGCAGGGUGAGAUUCUGUCCAUAGAGGCACAACCUGCAGUGGUUAAGAGUCGGAAGAGGAAGAGAAAGCCUCCUGUAUGGGUCGGUGACUAUACGGAGAUGAAGAGGAGACAUAGGCCAUCUUCGACUUUUGAUCCCCUGGAGCCACCGGAUGAGAAAUUGUUAACCACUUUCCGAAAGUGGUGUGUUGGACUCAUUCCGAACCACCGACUUCGGGAUUUGAGAAGUGGUGAUUACGGUCCAGGAUUCUUUUGGAUAAUGCUCACACCAAGGGAAUGACUUACAGAUGACCAUAUAGAUGCAGCAAUGCAUAUGCUGAGGAGGCGACGCACCGACUAUCCACUGACAUUUCCUCAGAAGGGUAUCAUUCUCUCCACAUUCGUGACCGCCAUGAUCAGCAGUGCAUGGACGAGCCACAAGGGUCCGAGGAAAAACUUUAAAUGGGAGGAUUAUAUCCUGGACUACUGCACAGGGGCUCAUAAGUCCCAAGUCUUUGAGAGAUGGAGGGGUAACGAGUUUAUUUACUUCGUUCUGAACCUUCCCACGGCAAGGCACUGGGUCACAGUUGAAGUCGACAUAGAGCUGUGGAAAAUUAAUGUCUACGACUGUGAUUCCAGCGUCUGUCAUUGGACCGCCUUGGAACCCAUCAUGAAGGUUUGGGCAGAACUGCUGCCCUCGCUACUCCUUGCAACCGGGGAAUUUCCACAUAACAACCAGAUCAUGGCGUUAGCUAACUGUGACAUCACGGUGCUUCCAAAAAUGCACGCGACUCGAGCCACUCACGACUUAGUUCCGAAGUCAGCAACCAGUGGUGAUUGUGGCGUGUAUUGCAUUGAGUAUGUGGAGCAUCUCAUGAUGCAGCGUGGAUUGACCGAUGUGACGCCAGACCGGAUAGCCAUGUUUCGUCAACGGUGGUGUGUCGAUUUAUUUUACCAAAAUGUCGGCUGAUUAUAUGUGUAAUUAUUGGGACAUUGUAUAUUUUGUGUAAUUAACAUUACAGUUAUGUAUAUAUAGAUUUUCUUUUCGUUCAAA